ACCGCUAUGAGAACACAUUCCAAGCAGUGCAGCUCUCUCUGUAAGGGACAAUGAGGGGUGGGACAAAACGGUAUACUAUUAAAAAAAAUAUGUAAACUUGCCUUGAGAUCGGGACUAAAGACAACAACAAAAACGCGUUCUUACUUAAUGGAGGAGGACCUGCUGGGAGGCUUUACUUGGGACGCGGAAGAAGUCUGGUCUGGGUCCAAACGGACGACGAUGGUUCGAGUUGAAGGUUUAUCAGCGCAGAUUUGGACCGAGAUGAGAUAGGCUACAGCCCCGCUGUUUGUCGACCUCCUGCUGAAAGUCUGCUGUGACUACUAACAUUAGAUAUACAUUUUUACUUCUUAUCACACUUUGGGACCACUUUAUAUCAAACGAGACAGCAGUUUCGAGUUUUUUGAGUGAGGAGGAAAACUACGGGGGAACUUUUUCCUUAAAACGGUGGUUUGUUGGUCGUAACCGAAGCAGGAAAAGAUGUGAGCCCUCUGUGGAUGAAAACAUCUGCUGCUGAGCUGUUUAGACGACAAGCAAGACGAUUUAGCCCAUUCCUGAAAUGAAGCCAGCAGUGUUUUAACUUCAUUUUUUUCUACCUUUACUCGAAAUACUUCGGCAUUGGAGGGAAGCUUCUAGCUAACUUUGAUAUGGGAGACGUGCGGCGUUUGCGUUGGUCACGGUAAAAGGCGAGCAGAAAACAGAGAUGGGAAACUCUACCCUGUGCUCACUGGUGAUUGUUGGGGUGCUUUUGUGGAUCUCUGCUGUCCAUGCAGAGUCUGAAGAUGAUGAGAAGCUGCUGUGUACAUGUGAGAAUGAAAAGGGCACAUGCAAGAAUGGAACUUGCAAAGGGGACUUCUGCUUCUACUCCUGGGUGCAAGGCUAUGAGGAGAGGGGCUGCUUCUCCAGAAAAAACAGCAAUGAGAACUGCAAAACUGCCUUUAGGGGCUUCUUUAUCAAGUGCUGCCAGAAGAAUUACUGCAAUGCUCUCACGACAGCACCUUCAGACGUCAAUGGAGAAACAACAACACCGCCUCCAGAUGUCAGUCGUCCCGAGCUGUGGAUCACUGUGUCUCUGCUGCUUUUAAUCACGGCUGCCAGUGUGUGUGGCUUGCUGCUUUUCCUGCGCUUCAGACACACACACUGCAGACUGAAAAAUGCUGAAGACCAUGAUGCCACCAUGCUUAAGGUCCCCAAUGGAGAAGACCCCACAUACGGUGAAAUCUUUGAUGAGUUUUGCACAUCAGGGAGUGGGACAGGGCUGCCAUAUCUGGUCCAGAGGACUAUGGCCAGGCAAAUCUCACUCGUUGAGUGUGUUGGUAAAGGCAGGUAUGGAGAAGUAUGGAGGGGAACUUGGAUGGGGGAGAGUGUGGCUGUCAAGAUCUUCUCCUCACGGGACGAGCAGUCUUGGUUCAGAGAGACAGAGAUAUACAACACUGUACAGCUAAGGCAUGACAACAUACUGGGUUUUAUUGCCUCUGACAUGACAUCCAAGAAUUCCAGCACCCAGCUGUGGCUCGUCACCCACUUCCAUGAGCUGGGCUCGCUCUACGACUUCCUGCAGUACAGCAGCCUGGAGCCCGAGAGCUGCCUGAGGAUGUGUCUGUCUGUGGCCUGUGGCUUAGUUCAUCUCCACACCGAGAUUGUCAGCUCCCAGGAAAAGCCCGCUAUAGCCCACAGAGACCUGAAAAGCAGAAACAUCCUGGUGAAGCGCAACGGGCAGUGCUGCAUCGCAGACCUAGGUUUAGCCGUUAUACACUCCCAGUCCCAUGACUACCUUGAUGUGGGCAACAACCCUCGGGUGGGAACCAAGCGCUACAUGGCCCCUGAGGUGCUGGACGAGACCAUACGUAUGGAUGUCUUUGAGUCCUACAAGCAAACUGACAUCUGGGCUCUGGGCCUGGUCUUUUGGGAAAUAACCCGUCGGACCAUUGUUAAUGGGAUUGUGGAAGAAUACCGUCCUCCAUUCUUUGACCUGGUGCCCUUAGACCCCAGCUUUGAGGAGAUGAAGAAGGUGUUGUGUGUGGACCAGCAGAGGCCCUGUCUGCACAACCGGCUCCAUUCCCACCCUAUCAUGUCUGCCAUUGUGAAGAUCAUGAAGGAGUGUUGGUACCAGAGCCCAUCAGCCCGCCUCACAGCCCUGCGGGUAAGGAAGACCCUCUCCAAACUGGACAACGAAAGUGACUUCUGCAUUGAGAAACUCAAGCGGGACGUCUAGAGUUGAAAACCAGGACAAAAAAGGGACAGGAAAAAAGGCCAGAAGGGAUAAUUCAGCACAUACCAACCGCUCAAGGUGCAUAUCAUUAGCAUAUUUUCAGAUAAUGACUCACACAAUCACCGGAUUAGAUUAGAACCAUAUGACUCUGGGCAGUAGCGUCUAGACUGGCUCACACCUGAGGCUAUGAUUUUGAGCCUAAUUUUGCAGCUGCAGUUUAUUAAGUGCCUCGAGCCAGGGGGUCCCAUAAAUGAGAACAUAAAGAUCUAAUAUUUCACACAUUUCUGUCAUGGUUAUUUUCACCUAAUAAAGAUUUCAUACACGUCCUUGACAGAAUUAUUACAAUCUGUAGACUGCUCUGCAAACAGCUAAUUCUCCCAGGGAAAACCUUGCAGAACAAAACAAGCAGUAAAAUUGCACUUGGGGGGUUUUACCACAUUGACCAAAGACAGACUUUUUUUACGCAACAUUCAUAAACUAUGUAAUUCAUACCAUGCUCAUUAUAUCAAAGCACAUUAUCUGUUGUGUCGGCAUUAUUCACUCAUAUAGAAUGGGCCUUUCUUAUCUGCACACAGAUACACUGAGCUAUUUAGUUGUACAUAUUAUAAGCAUUUAAGUUUUGUAUUGUCUCAGCAAUGGGUUUAAUGUAAAUAUAUUUCAAAGUGGGGUUUAUUUCUAUUACUCAAAAAGACAUUUUUUGUACACUUAAGUCACAUAUUGUCAAAUUAUUUUUUAUUCUUAUUUUUAUAGGCCUAAAAUGUACUAUCACUCUGAGUAUGCUAACCAAAGGAAUUCACAAAAAUACAUAUGAUACUGUAUGUAUUGAAUAAAAUAAUGUGUUUUUCA
Messenger RNA from Cheilinus undulatus (humphead wrasse), 3055 nucleotides. It is a transcript of the gene acvrl1, whose product is annotated as activin A receptor like type 1. Gene Ontology annotation, molecular function: transforming growth factor beta receptor activity, type I; ATP binding; SMAD binding. Lineage: Eukaryota; Metazoa; Chordata; Actinopteri; Labriformes; Labridae. Gene Ontology annotation, biological process: protein phosphorylation; transforming growth factor beta receptor signaling pathway; cellular response to growth factor stimulus. Gene Ontology annotation, cellular component: plasma membrane; BMP receptor complex. The transcript is spliced from 10 exons. The coding region runs from base 701 to 2212 and encodes 503 amino acids. The record is from RefSeq and is a predicted model, not a curated record.